Aaosphaeria arxii CBS 175.79 is the source of this 858-nucleotide messenger RNA. Its product is annotated as polysaccharide lyase family 3 protein. The coding region runs from base 1 to 747 and encodes 248 amino acids. NCBI's taxonomy places the organism in Eukaryota, Fungi, Ascomycota, Dothideomycetes, Pleosporales. The record is from RefSeq and is a predicted model, not a curated record. Gene Ontology annotation, biological process: pectin catabolic process. Gene Ontology annotation, molecular function: pectate lyase activity. The transcript has 5 exons. Gene Ontology annotation, cellular component: extracellular region.
AUGCUUUCCAAGAUUGCAAUUGUUGCCUCUUUGGCUGGCCUUGCUGCAUCGGCAACGACGAAUACCAACCUCCAGACUACGUUCCCCAAGCCGUCCUCUACCACGAACCUGGCGGCAGUCAAGACAAUUGCAGCAGGACAGUCCUUCGAUGGAGAAAUGAAGCAAUGGGACAGGAACCCAUCGACCUGCAACGACCAAGCCGAAGGCGGAGACGCAGACGCAGUCUUCCUUCUCGAAGAGGGAGCAACACUAUCUAAUGCCGUCAUUGGCCCCAACAACGGCGAGGGUGUUCACUGUCUCGGGACCUGCACGUUAAACAACAUCUGGUGGACUGAUGUCUGCGAGGACGCGGCAACGUUCAAGCAGAAGUCCGGAACAUCGUACGUCAAUGGAGGAGGAGCGAGGAAGGCAGACGACAAGGUACUGCAGCACAAUGGGGCGGGCACGGUCGCGGUCAAGAACUUCUAUGCCGAAGACAUAGGCAAAUUGUACAGAAGCUGCGGCAAUUGUGGAACCCAAUACGCCAGGAAGUCGACAUUUGACAACGUCAGGAUCAAAGGCGCGAGCGUGCUGGCCGGAGUAAACGGCAAUUUGGGAGACACCACUUCGAUCAAGAACUCCUGUCUUUUGGACAGCAAGAUCUGCUGGCUAUACAAGGGAGUAACGAGCGGUGAGCCUAGCAAGACGGCCUCUGCGCCAGAUGGAAAAGCGUGCGCGACCAGCGCCGUCCAAACAAGCGGUUGCUAAGGGAAAGGAUGCCGGUGUGCCACAGGAGGCGCAUGGAGGCUUGCAUGGGGACGAUGAUUCGUAUUACAGGACUCCUGCUGUGGCUUUCGUGGGUUCGAUGGAAUACAAGGU